AUGAAAUUAAUAGGCUUAACAGGUGGAAUUGCAACAGGCAAAUCUACCGUAUCUCGACUUUUAGUAGAACAAAAUAUACCCAUUAUUGAUGCUGACAAGAUUGCAAGAGAUAUAGUAGAACCUGGAAGAAAAGCAAACCAGCUCAUUCGUCAACAUUUUGGUGACGAUGUAUUCUUACCUGAUGGUCACAUUGAUAGACCCAAACUGGGACAAAUUAUUUUUCAAGAUCCAGAAAAAAGGAAAAUCUUGAAUCAUUGUACACAUCCAUAUGUACGAUUAGAAAUGUUAAAAGAAGCAUUUUUUUAUUGGUUAAAAGGCGCUGAUAUGGUUGUAUUCGAUGUACCUCUAUUAAUUGAAAGUAAACUUGAUCGCUUCAUGAACACAAAUGUAGUUGUAUUUUGUUCUGAUAUACUUCAGUUACAAAGAUUAAGAAAAAGAGAUAAUUUAUCUGAAGAACAAGCAUUACAACGUAUUAAAGCACAAAUGCCUAUAUCAGAAAAAGUAGCCAAGGCAGACAUAGUCCUUGAUAACUCUAGUAAUAUUCAACAACUAGAAAUACAAGUGAAAAAUAUGAUUGAAAAGCUAAGGCCUUCAAGAUUAACUUGGUUAUUUGAAUGGGCUGGACCUCCUACUGCUCUAAUUUUAUUAUCAGUUUUAAUUAAGCAAUAUACUCCUUCUUUGUUCAGUGUCAUAAAUGACUGCAUUGCCAGUUUAAAAUAA
Messenger RNA from Cokeromyces recurvatus, 720 nucleotides. Its product is annotated as dephospho-CoA kinase. The coding region runs from base 1 to 720 and encodes 239 amino acids. The record is from RefSeq and is a predicted model, not a curated record. The transcript has 3 exons. Gene Ontology annotation, biological process: coenzyme A biosynthetic process. Gene Ontology annotation, molecular function: dephospho-CoA kinase activity; ATP binding. Lineage: Eukaryota; Fungi; Mucoromycota; Mucoromycetes; Mucorales; Mucoraceae.